UUAUAUAUAAAUAUAGUUUAAUAAUAUCUAAUUACUUGAGCGUGAGCGUGAGAAAUGAGAAAUAUUUUAUGAUCUCAACUCAAUAUUGAACAUAAAGCUUUGACUCUUCGUUUAUGGACUGUAGAAGAAGAAAGAAGAAAAGGCCAUCUACGUCGUCGUCUUCUUCUUCUAAAAUCUCCCAAAACCAUGGAUAUGGAUUCCACUGAAACUAGUAAACUCGUCGAGAAAACCAGCGACGACCCUUCAGAACCACCGCCGAACAAAACCAACAGCCCCCAUCACCACCACUCUUUUAUUAAAUCUUCAUCAAAAAAAUUACUCAAACUCAUUCUCGAACCUCUUCAAUGGCUCCAAAUGCUUUCCUCCCAACUAAACCCCACCUUCGUCUUCGGCGUAAUCCUCGUCUACGGCUUCAACCAAGGCUUCUCCGGCUCUUUCUUCAAAGUAGUCUCCGAUUACUACUGGAAAGACGUUCAGAAGAUCCAACCCUCCGUAGUCCAGCUCUACACCGGUCUCUACUCUAUCCCUUGGAUCAUGAAACCCAUUUGGGGACUCAUGACUGACGUCUUCCCCGUCAAGGGAUACCGCCGCCGUCCCUACUUCAUUCUCGCCGGCGUCGUAGGCACAAUCUCCGCCGCCAUGGUCGCACUCGGCGGUAAACUGUCCGCAGCCGUGGCCUUGAGCUGUCUGAUCGGAUUAUCAGCAGCGGUGGCCAUAGCCGACGUGACAAUCGAUGCUUGUAUAGCGAGGAACAGCAUCGAGAUUCGUUCUUUGGCUUCCGAUUUGCAAAGCCUUUGUGGGUUUUCAUCCUCCGCCGGAGCUUUGAUUGGGUACUCCACCAGUGGGUUUUUCGUUCACCAUCUUGGUCCCCAGGUAUCGUUGGGGAUUUUGGCUAUUCCACCGGCUUUACUGGUUUUUCUGGGUUUCAUUAUAUAUGAACACAGAACAACGACUCGUUCUGAGGAAAACAAGUCAACAGAAAAGUUAGGAUUGGCAUUGAGGGGCAUGUACAAAACAAUCAAAUUUCCUCAAGUGUGGAAGCCAUCAUUGUACAUGUUCCUAUCCUUGGCUCUCAGUUUUAGUACUCAUGAAGGCCAUUUUUAUUGGUACACUGACCCCAAAGCUGGUCCUGCUUUCUCUCAGGAGUUUGUGGGGAUCAUUUAUGCAAUUGGUGCAUUGGCAUCCAUGGUAGGAGUACUAAUCUACCACAAGAAUCUAAAGGACUACCCUUUCAGAAGCAUACUCUUCAUGGCACAACUUCUCUAUAGUGUGUGUGGAAUGUUGGACCUUAUGUUCAUCCUUAGGUGGAACUUGGCCUUUGGAAUCCCAGACUACUUGUUUGUGGUUAUGGAGGAAUGCGUUUCUCGAAUCGUCAGCAGAAUUCGAUGGAUGCCAAUGAUCGUGUUGAGCAGCCGCCUCUGCCCUUUGGGAAUUGAAGGCACCUUCUUUGCUCUACUUAUGUGCAUUGAUAGCCUUGGCUCCUUAACCUCAAAGUGGGGUGGUGGAGUGGUGCUCCACGUGUUUCAUGUCACUAGGAAUGACUUCACAAACUUAUGGUUGGUUGUUCUAAUUAGGAAUGUCUUGAGGUUUUCGACUCUGGCUUUGAUAUUUUUGGUCCCCAAGUCUGGCCAAUCUGAGGCUAUCAUCCCUGCGGAUCUUUUGACCAAUAAUUCCACCUCCAUUACCAUUGAUGAUGAUGAGGGAAAAGAUAAGAACCUAGAGCUAGUUCCUCUCAAUGUUGAGAAAGCUCAAGUUUAUUAGGUAGCUUUUUUCAAGGGUGGGUGUAUAAAACUUGAUUGGCAGAGUACCAUACUUUUUUUUUUUUUUUUGACAUUGGGAGAGGAUUCAAACUUAGGACUUCUUUUUUAUGAGAAAAAAUAUAGUACUGCUAAUCUAUGUCUACUACUACACAGUACCAUACGAUUACAUCGUAGGAAACCUGAGAAAUAUUAUACACUUGUAUUAUUUCUUUUUCCUGGUAAAAAAUCUUGUAAUAUUGUUACCCUUUCAUUGUUUAAAAAAAAAAUUCUCAUUCUUUUUAAUUCAUUUGAACUUUUUUCAUCA
Molecule: messenger RNA, 2064 nt
Organism: Humulus lupulus (European hop)
Lineage: Eukaryota; Viridiplantae; Streptophyta; Magnoliopsida; Rosales; Cannabaceae
Product: probable folate-biopterin transporter 6
Exons: 4
Coding region: 187-1761 (524 amino acids)
Cellular component (GO): membrane
Source: RefSeq, a predicted model, not a curated record